This is a messenger RNA of Octopus bimaculoides (California two-spot octopus), 504 nucleotides long. RefSeq lists its product as uncharacterized. NCBI's taxonomy places the organism in Eukaryota, Metazoa, Mollusca, Cephalopoda, Octopoda, Octopodidae. The record is from RefSeq and is a predicted model, not a curated record.
AUGAGGGCAUCAGUGCGGAAAGUCGAACAGAGAAAUAGUAAAGUUUUUUUUAAGGUAAAUUACCAGACUGUUAAUAAUAUUGUCAAAAGUUUUCAAGACGAAAGACAUUGUCGUGUGAAAUCUCUUUCUGGAGAGCCAAAUAUUGCUUCGGAUAGACAAAAGAGAGCACUGAAGAGGGAAAUCAUCAGAAACCGCCAUUUUGACAUUGAAGAGAUUGCAAACAACAUAGAAAUGUCGCUGUACUCUGUAAGAAAAGUUCUAAAAGAACUAGGAUAUGAAAGCAGCAUUGCAAGAAAGAAACCGUUGAUUUCAGACAUCAACAAUGGGGAAAGUAUGACUAAGCUUGGAAACGCGAGGACAAGGAAGAUACAUUUUGGCAGUCAGUUGUGUGGUCGGAUGAAAAUAAAUAUUUAUACCAAUAUUGUGAAAAAGUAUCGUUGUAAUAAAGUGCAUCGCAGUUUUACGAAUCUUUAUCGGAAAAUUAUACUGGAAAUUUGCCAAUGA